This is a messenger RNA of Lotus japonicus, 1198 nucleotides long. RefSeq names its product EPIDERMAL PATTERNING FACTOR-like protein 5. The transcript is spliced from 3 exons. Gene Ontology annotation, biological process: stomatal complex development; guard cell differentiation. NCBI's taxonomy places the organism in Eukaryota, Viridiplantae, Streptophyta, Magnoliopsida, Fabales, Fabaceae. The record is from RefSeq and is a predicted model, not a curated record. Bases 661 to 1029 code for a protein of 122 amino acids.
UGAGAACAAAAACUAUAUACAGAAGGAGAAAAUAGCAGAGGAUGAAAACAGAGGAAGUGUGCGUGCAGUGAGAGCAGGAAGCAUCAGAGAGAGAGAGAGAGAGAAAAGAAGUUGGGGUUGUUUUAGUUUUUCUGGGUUUGGGAAUCGUUGAAAGACAGAGAAAGAAAGCUGCAAGAGAAUCCAAGACCUAUACAUGGUAAAGCUUAGGAACUGUUGAUCUGCAUAAAAUAGAUUCACCUUUAUUUUUCUUGCUUCUUUUAACCUCCCUAAUAAACUAAGUACUGUGAAAAAAACACACCUCUGUCACAACCCACACACCCCCCAUCAGAUAAAGCCGUACCAUUCCAUCCAAAAUUUUCCAACUUUCUCUUUGUCCACUCUCUCUAGCACACUGCAUCUUUAUUUUCUGAGACAAAAUAGAGAGUUGGAAUAAAAAGGACCUAAGUGUUAGGUAUUUGUUUAGCUUGAUACUUGCAUGGAACGUGCAAUUACUAGUUUUUAUAGCUUGAAAUAGACACUAUCUUCAUAGGGGUCAUAGUUUGAGAAAGAGUGUGAGUGUUUUUUCUUUUUGUGUCAGAGUCAGUCAUAUAUCUACAAACAAUCUUCCUAGUGGUGGUGCUAGCUCUUGAGGUUUUUUCAGAAGGAUUUUUCUUCUUUUUCAUGGAGAAGAAGAGAAACACCAACAAGCUUUGCUGCAGAGUCUUCUUCUUCUUCCUUUUCACACUCUCAAUUUGCACACUGAUCUUCAGCAGUGCCACUGUCUCUCCCAUUACAGGUUUAGAAACUAGGUGUCCCAUGUUUUUCAAAGCUGGUAUAGAUUUUCAGGGCAAAACUGAGGUCUCCAUGGGUUGGGCAAGGAGGCUUCUAGGCGGACCUGGGUCAUUUCCACCACGGUGUGCCGCCAAGUGUGGCAGAUGUGCACCCUGCAGACCAGUUCAUGUGCCAGUGCCGCCUGGGAAUCCGGUGACCGCCGAGUACUACCCGGAGGCAUGGAGAUGCAAGUGCGGCAACAGAUUAUACAUGCCAUGAAGAAAUCUAUGACAUAUUUGUCCAGUCUAAUAUAUAGUUGAAUUUAGCUCUUUAAUGAAUUGUUCUAGCUUUAGCCUGUGGUGGAUAUUGGAUAUAUAUGAAAAUACAGUACAGAACUUUGAUUUUAUAUGAAAUAUAUAUCUGAUUAAUGUGAGUUCGUAGCAGUAAA